UUCUAAGAUAUUAUGCGACCAUCCUGAUAUAGUGUAUCCCUCAUAGAUACCUGCUGCAUAUGUCUUGAACAGUAUUGAUCUUUUUUUUUUUCUGUGUCAAUCUGGAGCGAGGUGCUACUGCUCAAGCAGCCAACCAGUUUGUCAUCAUGGCAGCCCUCAGGCCCCUCACAAAGCCCAAGAUUGUCAAAAAGCGAACCAAGAAAUUUAUUCGCCAUCAGUCUGACAGAUAUGUCAAGAUUGCGAAAAACUGGCGUAAGCCAAGAGGUAUUGAUAACAGGGUCCGCAGGCGGUUCAAGGGUCAAAUGCUGAUGCCCAACAUCGGUUAUGGUAGCAACAAGAAGACCAAGUACAUGUUGCCAACUGGCUUCAAGAAGUUCCUGGUUCACAAUGUAAAGGAGCUGGAAGUCCUAAUGAUGAGUAACAAGACUCACUGUGCUGAGAUCGCCCACAAUGUCUCCUCCAAGAACAGGAAGGUGAUUGUGGAGAGGGCAGCUCAGCUGGCCAUCAAGAUCACCAACCCCAACGCCAGGCUCAGGAGCGAGGAGAACGAAUAAACCGGUCCUUUACAAUAAAUGCUUUAAAAUGGGAA
Messenger RNA from Monopterus albus (swamp eel), 589 nucleotides. It is a transcript of the gene rpl32, whose product is annotated as ribosomal protein L32. The transcript is spliced from 4 exons. Gene Ontology annotation, cellular component: cytosolic large ribosomal subunit; ribosome. Gene Ontology annotation, biological process: translation. Gene Ontology annotation, molecular function: structural constituent of ribosome. The coding region runs from base 147 to 554 and encodes 135 amino acids. The record is from RefSeq and is a predicted model, not a curated record. NCBI's taxonomy places the organism in Eukaryota, Metazoa, Chordata, Actinopteri, Synbranchiformes, Synbranchidae.